Molecule: messenger RNA, 1587 nt
Organism: Cetraspora pellucida
Lineage: Eukaryota; Fungi; Glomeromycota; Glomeromycetes; Diversisporales; Gigasporaceae
Source: the annotation of a GenBank genome assembly
AUGGACAGCGUCAAAGUAUCAAAAGCUAAUACUCAUGGCGCUAAAGACAAUACACAAAAUGAAGUUAAUAGGGAAGAAGCCUCAGCUUCCCACGUUGACUCCACUGCGCCUCCCAACGCCGCUUCGCCUAAUUCUUUACCAACUCACACGCAGGUAACGGAUAAUUCUCUACACAUUCAAAAAGUAGAGGCUCAAACACAGCAAGUUGCUGUUUCUGGUUCGAAUAAAGAUAAUUCUAUUUCCCCUUCAACUACUUCAAUUGUUCCUUCUCAACCGUCAACCGUUCCAACGGUUAGUUGGUCUUCAAACUCUUCCUCUGACUGUAAAUCAACAAUGUCAAAUUCUACUAUCUCCGAUUCUACACAAAAACAAACUCUUUCAACUCCUCAAAAAGAGACAACUGCUGAUCCGAAAGGGUUGGUUAACUUUCCAUCUUCCACACCUAUAGACACUUCUCAACUAGGAUCAUUUAAUCAAUUUCCUGUUAAUCCAGAACAGACAACUCUUGGUCAACCUAAUAGUCCUAGUCCUGCAAAAGCAAAACCAUUCGUCUGCGGGACGUGUAAUCAAACAUUUAGUCGACAACAUAAUCUAAAGUCUCACGCUUUAACUCAUUCUCAAGAAAAACCUUUUCAAUGUAACGUAUGUCAGCAUUUCUUUCGUAGGCAACAUGAUUUGAAAAGGCACAUGAAGUUGCAUACAGGUGAAAAACCGUAUCAAUGCAAUUAUUGUAAGAGAAGUUUUGCAAGAUUAGAUGCAUUGAAUAGACAUUUGCGCGCAGAAAGUUUUUGUGGUGGGCCACAGAAAAAACUAUAUCAAGGUUCUGACUCGAAGUCGGCAGAACAAGUACAACAACAGCCACCAGUUCAGCUUUCGCCACAACAAACUACGCCACAGCCACAACUACUGUCUACAUCUCAGCCGCAAUCAAAGACAGCAUUACAAUCAGAUCCAAAAUCAAAUUCAUCGCCAGUAUCGCAAAAACAGGUACAACAACAACAGCAAUUCAAGCAGACUUCUGAGGAAUUACCGAACAAGCAGGUAUCGAAUCUAUCGACAACUUCUCAUUCAAAAAUUGACGUAUCGAGACAAACUCAAGAUUAUUACAAACGACAGCAAAUGAUGAAUCCAGAAUAUCAUUCAUGGCCUCCCCAACUAAAAAAUCAACAACCAUCAUCUAAUCAAUCUAAUGCAUUACAAGCAAAACCAAUUACCUCAAAUAUCAUAAUGCCAAAUCAUCAAAUCAUAUUUCCAGUAGAAACACCCACGUCUAUACCUACCAACGGUGCUGCACCUCAUUAUCAGUUACAAUAUGCACCUAGCCCUGAAUUUAAUGUACAAAUUUCCGAAACACGAAGGGCACCCGAAUCAUUGGUACCAAGUGAACAGCAAGAUAUUGAUGGUCGCAUCAUUCAUCCCAAAUCGACAUCUCAAAGAGACAUGCAACAACUUCUUGAAAGGAAUAAAUACCUAGAGGACCGUGUACGUGAAUUAGAAAAUGAAGUUAUUAAUGAACGCAAAUUACGUGAUCGAAGAGAAUACUUGGAACAGAAGGUCACAGAGCUUGAAAUAGAGGUACGAAUAUGA